Molecule: messenger RNA, 2241 nt
Organism: Eimeria mitis
Lineage: Eukaryota; Apicomplexa; Conoidasida; Eucoccidiorida; Eimeriidae
Exons: 15
Coding region: 1-2241 (746 amino acids)
Source: RefSeq, a predicted model, not a curated record
AUGCUGCCUCAACGCGCCCUGCCGUGGGGUCGUCUCCACCUCGCGGGGCCGCUCCUCCACUGCGGCGCUGCAGCAGCAGCAACAGCAGCAGCAACAGCAGCAGCAACAACUGCAGCAGGAACAGCGGAGGCAGCAGCAGCAGCAGCAGAGGCAGCUGCAGCAGCAGCAGCACCAGGGUUUGUCUGUUAUCGCUGCAGGCGAUGGGAGCUUCCUUAUAGCUCUGCUGCUGCAGCUGCUGCUGCACCGAGUGCUGCAGCAUCUCUGCCAAGGCGCGCAAUGCAUGCAGCAGCAGCAGCAGCAACAGCAGCAGCAACAACGGCAGCAGCAAAAACAAAAGCACCAGCAGCAGCAGCAACAGCAGCAGCACCAGAAGCAGCAGCAGCAGCAGCAGCAGAAACAGCAGCAGCAGCAGAGAAGAAAGGAGGCAGCAGCAGACGAUACACAGUUGCUGCUGCUGCGCGGCAGUUUGCUGCUGCAGUGCCGCUGCAGCUGGUGCGUGCUGCUGCAGCAGCAACAGAAGCAGAAGCAGCAGCAGCAGACUUCGUUCCCCUCCGGGCACUGUGGAGGCGCUGCGUGCAGCAGCAGCAGCAGCAGCAGCAGCAGCAGCAGCAGCAGCAGCAGCAGCAGCAGCUAGAGUUGGGGGGUGAUGAAGACCCGCUGACGCUCGAGCACGUUUGCCUUCUCCUUGAGGGAUGUAUUGCUGCUAAGCUGCGCGAGUUCUCUGUGGUUUCUGCGUUGCUGAAUAUAGGAGCAGCAGCAGCAGCAGCAGCAGCAGCAGCAGCAAACCCUAGCGCUCCGCUGCAGCACCUCCCCCGGUUAAGCAAAGCGGCGCGGCAGCUGGCUUUUCUUAAUUUCGAGUUUUUUGAGGAAGCAGAGAAACUGAUAGAAAGAGCCAAACCACAAACUCUGGCUGCGUUGUGGGAUGUUUGGGAUCUUUGUGCUGUUGCUGAGGCCUUUGCUGCCCAGCGGAUGCCAUCAGCUGCUGUUGCUGCAGCAGCAGAAGCUGUGCUGCAGCAGCAGCAGCAGCUGCUGCAGCAGCAGCAGCAGCAGCAGCAGCAACUGCUGCCGUUUGCUGCUGCAGCGAGGCUGCUGCUGGCAUUUGCACAGCUGGACAUACACUCGGACUCUUUGCUGCAGCCGCUGCAGCAGCACCUGCAGCAGCACCUGCAGCAGCAGCAGCAGCAGCAGCAGCAGGUGGAUACAGGACUUCACCCUGACGUACUGAGCGAAGCUCGGGGGUUGCUGCAGCAGCAGCAGCAGCAGCAGCAGCUGCAGCAGCAACAGCAGCAGCAGCAGCAGCAGCAGCAGCAGCAACUGCUGCCGUUUGCUGCUGCAGCUCGGCUGCUACUGGCAUUUGCACAGCUGGAUAUACACUCGGACUCUUUGCUGCAGCCGCUGCAGCAGCACCUGCAGCAGCACCUGCAGCAGCAGCAGCAGCAGCAGCAGCAGCAGCAGCAGGUGCUGCAGCGGGAAGAAGCCCUUGCCCUGGGAGCAGCAGCAGAAGCUUCGCUGCUGCUGCAGCACCACCACCAGCAGCUGCAGCAACCACAAAUAGAUUGGAACUCCUUGCUGCUGUCUUGCAUUGAACGGGUUGCUGCUUUUGCUGCUGAACAGCCAGAGACCUUCUGGAGGCGCCCAUCGAAUGCUCGGCUCCACAGGCAAAUCCUCCUCUGCCGCUUAGCACUACGCACGCUGGAUCGCCCUGCAUAUGAACGUCUUGAUUCGAGAACUCGGAGCCUUCUUCGGCAGCUGCAGCGCGUUGAGUUGACGCUAACCCCUCGCCCCCCAACUGUGUUUGUUCAGAAGUUUAGUGCUAUUCUGACGAAGCUGCGUAUCGCCCAUCAGACUUACGCAAUGCGGUGCGUUUCUUUAGGAAUUCUCUGCUUCGAUAUCCUCGAGAGAGACCGCAAGCUAGCUUGGUGCUGUGACACAGCUGAUCGUUUCUACUGCGGCACCAACAAAAAAAUAGCAACAAUUCGUCUACAAGAAAUGAUUGUGAGGGGUUUGGGGAUUCAUAUGGCGAGCUGCGCGUACUGGCAGUGGAACAAAAUGAAGGCGAGACGGACGCGUAUUGAGUACAUACGGAUGAGCCGCUACUAUGCAUUGCAGGACCGAAGAGAGACAGAUCUAGGGUUUGAGGGGUGGUUGCUGCCGCACGUGCACCACAUACACCGCAGAAACCACCUAGAAGUGCUUUCUCACUUUCCUAACAACCAGCCCCUCGGCCACGUUGUAUACUAA